Epinephelus fuscoguttatus (brown-marbled grouper) is the source of this 1301-nucleotide messenger RNA. RefSeq names its product androgen-dependent TFPI-regulating protein. NCBI's taxonomy places the organism in Eukaryota, Metazoa, Chordata, Actinopteri, Perciformes, Serranidae. Gene Ontology annotation, cellular component: membrane; endomembrane system. The record is from RefSeq and is a predicted model, not a curated record. Bases 639 to 1301 code for a protein of 220 amino acids. The transcript is spliced from 5 exons.
AAACAGCUUUACAGAUGCCAAUCUCGGAGCCCAUCGGCUAUCGUCUCAGUGAUCUAUGCAAAUAUCUGUUUAUGGAGAUUAAGCUGAGGCUGGCUGAGAUUUAGUCUGCUGCUUAAGGACACUUAAGGAUUUCAGGACAAGUUAUGAAAACACAGAAUCAAAUCUGGGUACCCAUUAGAUAAGGAGUUUGCCACCUUCUAGUGUAAAUAUCAGUUCGAGUAUCAAAUUUGUCAAAUGAUGCUGAUUGUUACUUAAGUUGAACUGAUUUAGUUACUUAAGUUGAGCUGAUUUAGUUACUUAAGUUGAACUGAUUGAAUUACUUAACUUGACAGGGCUUCUUUUAAAAAAUGCUACGCAACAAAUUAAGCUCUCACUGUGAAUGAAAUUGGCAGCCAGUCACAUGCUACAGUGUGUUAUGAAAGAAGGACUCCUAUGCUUCCAUGAGAAACAGUGGGCCUCUUGUCUCCACUGCUUGCAAACGUCUUGAUAAGCUUGCGCUGAAUUACACUAAUCUUUAAAAACCUUCAGUGCCUGAAGUACCUCACAUUUGAAGGGAACAGUCAAACUUUGCAACAAAGUUUUUGGCAGUGUUUAAUUUAUUUCUGUUGUUUGUCUGGUCCGUAUAAGCUUACACUAGUAUGACUUCAACGCUGAGGAAAGCGUACCAUAUCACAGCAUUCAGCUGGUAUGCUUUUGUCGUGAAGAGUCUCGCUGCUAAGGAUGGAGAGGAGUUACCACCAGGAAUCUUUGUUUAUGGAGGACCUUGGAAGUAUCUUACUUUUUUGAAUUUGUUAUUACAAAUGUCAUUCUUUGGACUGGCGGCACUGAAUGAUCUACAAACUGGGAAGAAGUCAGAAAACACUCUGAGCAGAUGUAAAGACCUUCUCUUUUCUGUCUUUGCCUUCCCUGUGGGCAUGUUUGUUGUUCUACUUUUCUGGACGAUCUUUGCCUACGACAGAGAAUUAGUCUACCCGGCUACUAUUGACACCUUCUUCCCCCCCUGGAUAAACCAUGCUAUGCACACAUUUGUUCUUCCUGUUUUACUUGGAGAGGUGCUGGUGCAGCCUCACAGCUACCCACAGACUAAACAUGCACUGGCAGCAUUAGGAGGUGUGGGCUUGGCUUACUUAUUUUGGAUUAUAUGGGUGUAUGUGUCAGUUGGGAUUUGGGUGUAUCCCCUUCUUGCACACUUCAGCUCUUCUGGUUUAGUGGGCUUCUUCUUUUUCAACAUGUUGGUGGUGACAUUGCUCUACGUGCUCGGGGACAAGCUCAACAGCCAUGUCUGGCGUAAGAUACAUUAA